Molecule: messenger RNA, 1593 nt
Organism: Calidris pugnax (ruff)
Lineage: Eukaryota; Metazoa; Chordata; Aves; Charadriiformes; Scolopacidae
Gene: SPATS2
Product: spermatogenesis associated, serine rich 2
Exons: 10
Coding region: 163-1593 (476 amino acids)
Cellular component (GO): cytoplasm
Molecular function (GO): protein binding
Source: RefSeq, a predicted model, not a curated record
ACCCCUCUUGCCCCCUGGCAGCUGGGAUUUUGCCAGCCCGGCCUCGCUCCCCGCGUCGGAGGGAAUUCCAGCUGCCUCUCAAGGGCGAGGAUCUGCCUUUUCCACCCACACACAACCCCCCCCCCUUCCCGUACAGCUGGAGGCCAAAGCGACCCCCCCGAGAUGUCUAAAAAGCAAAACACGAAAGACGCGUCUGGGUUCAUUUUUGAUGUGCAGUCCAACACCGUGAUGGCCCAAGGAGGAACCUUUGAAAACAUGAAGGAGAAGAUCAGCGCCGUGCGGGCAAUAGUCCCCAACCGGAGCAACAACGAGAUCGUCCUCGUGCUGCAGCACUUUGACAACUGCGUGGACAGGACGGUGCAAGCCUUUAUGGAAGGCAACGCCAGCGAAGUGCUGAAAGAAUGGACUGUAACGGGCAAAAAAAAGAACAAGAAGAAGAAAACCAAACCAAAACCUCCGGCUGAAUCGAGCCCCGGCCUCCCAGCCCCGGGGAAAUUGGUGUCCACUGAAGAGGAGCCGUCGGCCAACGCCGCCGAGAAGGGGGGAAUUAACGGUUUCCAUGUCAACGGCUGCGCCCACGACACGGAGUCCGUGGACUCGCUCAGCGAGGGCCUGGAUGCGCUUUCCAUCGAUGCCCGAGAGCUGGAGGAGUGCGAGGGCCCCGCCGGGCCCCGGGGAACAGCGGUGCCUGAACUAGCGAACGGAAUAGCAGACUUUGACACAAAAUCGCUCAUCCUGCAUCCUUCCCAGAGCCCUUCGUCCCCCGGGCAGCGGCCGGAGCAGCGGAGCAGCAGCCGGUCUCUGUCCCGAUCCGCAGCAGCCCCCGGCUCCCUCCCGCCGUCCCUGCCCGCCCCGCGGCUGGAGGACCUUCCCGUCUCCCCGGCCAACAAGAAACUGGGUUCAAAUAUCGAGAAAUCGGUGAAGGAUCUCCAGCGCUGCACCGUCUCGCUGGCUCGGUACCGGGUGGUGGUGAAGGAGGAAAUGGAUGCAUCCAUUAAGAAGAUGAAGCAGGUCUUUGCUGAGCUGCAGAGUAGCCUGAUGGAUCGUGAGGUGGCGUUGCUGGCCGAGAUGGACAAAGUGAAAGCAGAAGCAAGUAAGGCUCUCUCCUUUCUACGAGCCCCAGGAGCUGUGGGAGCCACUGUGCCCGUGGGACACGGCCCCCCCACCCCCGGGAGCAGGUCCGGGCAGCACUUUGUGAGCGAGCGCAAGUACGACGAGGACCUGGGCAGGGUGGCUCGUUUCAGCUGCGACCUGGAGGCCCUGAAGAGGAGCAUCGCCUCCUUCGGCCAAGUUUCCCACCCAAAGAACAGCUACUCCACGCGCUCGCGGUGCAGCUCGGUCACCGCCGCGUCCCCCAGCGAGACCUCGGCUCCCUCCACCCCCUGUGCCUCUGCCUCUGCCACCAGCCUCACCACCACCACCAAGAAACCCCCCUCCCCAGCGGAGGGGAACACGGGGGGCCGCCCUCCCCAGCCCUCCCGAGAGGUAACCUCUCCCUGGCAGGACCCUCACUCCCAGUUUUGGGGUUCUUCUGGGGUCCUUUGGGACUCACCUGGGGCUGGGGAGCUGUGGGGUCAUGGAAUCAGGGAAUAG